Molecule: messenger RNA, 402 nt
Organism: Colletotrichum chrysophilum
Lineage: Eukaryota; Fungi; Ascomycota; Sordariomycetes; Glomerellales; Glomerellaceae
Exons: 2
Coding region: 1-402 (133 amino acids)
Source: RefSeq, a predicted model, not a curated record
AUGCGCGCUCAGCAUCUCAUUCUUGCCGCUAUUGGCUUUGCUGCUGCUGCUCCUCUUGAUGUGCGAGGAGCUGACGCUGAGGCCGAAGCCAUUCCCUUCUACCCCAAGAGAGGUGCGAACGCAGAAGCUGAGGCCAUCCCCUUCUAUCCCAAGAGAGGAGCGGAUGCCGAGGCCGAAGCUAUUCCUUUCUACCCUAAGAGAGAUGCCGAUGCCGAGGCAGAGGCCAUCCCUUUUUACCCCAAGAGAGGUGCGAACGCAGAAGCUGAGGCCAUCCCCUUCUAUCCUAAGAGGGGCGCCGACGCUGAGGCGGAGGCCAUUCCGUUUUACCCGAAGCGUGGUGCCGAUGCCGAAGCUGAGGCUAUUCCCCUUUACCCUAAGAGGGACGCCCGUGCUAAGGCCUAA